AUGGUGGUGGUCCGACUCGGACUUCGCCUCCGGUUUACAAAGGUGCCCGGCGUGCAGGGGGAACGGGUGUUCCGCGACACCAUGACAGUGGCCGACCCAAAUGACCAUGGUUAUCAGGAUAUUAACGAUAUCGUAGAGAAGAAGCUCCGCUUCAUGGACAUUCCACCCAGUGACUUUACCGUCUUUCACAGGGACAGCAAGACAGGCGACACUUUAGUGGUGGAUGAUGCCUACUGGGGGGAACUUUUGACAGGAUUGGUGGAGGCGGCGGCCGCAACAACCACAGAGGCGAGAAGAGAAGCUUCGAGAGUCGACGGGGGCGUUGGCAAUGAGGACGGGGAUGAUGAUUUCAUCGUGGAGAGGGCAAUUUCGUUUGACGUGGAGGUGCUUCGCGAACGACCGUUAGAGCGUCACUUAAAUGGCGAGGCAGCGGUGAAUGUGUUGCCUCUCACCUCGGAGACACUUCAGGCCUGUACCACCGCUGGCGUGCGCCUUGCCAUUGCCGCCCUCACGUGUCCGCCGAAGUAUCCCAAUUUUUUUAUUCGUGGUGUUGUCAUUGCGAUACGUUUCAAGACCCCG
Trypanosoma cruzi is the source of this 579-nucleotide messenger RNA. RefSeq lists its product as uncharacterized. The transcript has a single exon. Lineage: Eukaryota; Euglenozoa; Kinetoplastea; Trypanosomatida; Trypanosomatidae. The annotation marks the transcript as partial. The record is from RefSeq and is a predicted model, not a curated record.